CAUAAGAACUUUCUGUUUAAAGGAGAAAAGAAAAGGUUUUUCAAUAGGCACAAAAUCCCACCCCCUCAGCACCCCUCCUUCCCCUGUGUCUGACACUGACUUCCAGGGAGGAGUUGAGCCAAUUAUCUGUGAGUCCUACAGAAGGAAAAUCUGCAAUUUGCCAGUAGUUGUGACAGGGAGAGGGAGAAAGGCAGGGAGGGAAGAAGAAGAGAGACUUAAUUGGCAAAUGUAAAGAGAAGCCCUUUCUGUCCUCGAAAGGCAAUAUUUUAAGGCAAAUCUCAGACCAGAAGAAAAGAAGCUCGUAGUGGUGGGGGGUGUGUCAGGCAAGACCUGGAGAAGCAUAGGUGGUUCACCAUAGACAACUUCCAUGCCCCCACUGAUUUUUCCCCACAGGGUCUAAGGGGGUGUGGAGGCAGGGUGGGCCAGCCAGAUGCAUCCACAACCCUGCACGACUAGGUGUCGCUCCAGAGACCCUUCCCCACAGCAGAGCCUAUGAAGUACAACUUGCAAGAAAAGCCAGUGGGAGCGGGUGAGACUCUGCCUCUCCUUCCCUUGAACUGAGGCUGUGAGGAGAAGAGCUCAACUCACCAAAAGGAAAAGCUGUCGCUGCUUCUGAGACCCUUCUUUAGCCCACGUUGGUUGCCUAAUCCAGCACCUACCAUCCAUGGGGGAACGCUCUCUGAAGCCCCGCGAUCCUUCCCAAUACUGCUAAGUUCCUGGGAAAUAACUAGUGAAGAACUGAGCCCAGAGCAAGCAACGUGGGAUCCACAGAACAACAUCUUUUUGCAGUAGCAGCUACCUCUGAUUAAAAUUAUCAGCUUCAUCAGACUGUACCAAGAACUGCUCCUUCAGGGAAAGAGAGGAUCAAGCAAUGAUGAAGACCAUGUCUGGUGGAAACUGCACCCUGAAUGUGCCAGCCAAGAACUCGUACCGCAUGGUAGUGCUGGGAGCCUCCAGGGUGGGGAAAAGCUCCAUUGUCUCACGCUUUCUCAAUGGCCGGUUUGAGGACCAGUACACUCCCACCAUUGAGGAUUUUCAUCGCAAGGUCUACAACAUCCGAGGAGACAUGUAUCAGCUGGACAUCCUGGACACCUCUGGGAAUCACCCUUUCCCUGCUAUGAGGAGGCUUUCCAUCCUGACAGGGGAUGUUUUCAUCCUGGUAUUCAGCCUGGACAACAGAGAAUCCUUUGAUGAGGUCAAGAGGCUCCAGAAACAGAUCCUGGAAGUCAAAUCCUGCCUGAAGAACAAAACCAAGGAAUCAGCUGACCUCCCCAUGGUGAUCUGCGGCAACAAAAGUGACCACAGUGAAGUCUUCCGCAAGGUACGCUCAGAUGAAGGUGAGAACCUUGUCUCCAGUGACGAAAACUGUGCUUACUUCGAAGUUUCAGCCAAGAAGAACACCAAUGUGGAUGAGAUGUUUUAUGUGCUCUUUAGCAUGGCCAAGCUACCUCAUGAGAUGAGCCCUUCCCUCCACAGGAAAAUCUCCAUCCAGUAUGGUGACACUUUCCAACAGAAAUCCUUCCGGAUGCGCCGAGUCAAGGACAUGGAUGCCUAUGGCAUGAUCUCUCCAUUUGCUCGCCGGCCAAGCGUCAAUAGUGACCUGAAGUAUAUCAAAUCAAAAGUUCUCAGGGAAGGUCAGUCCAGAGAGAGGGAGAAAUGCACAAUCCAGUGAAGAGGGCUUGCACUUCUGUCUGAAGUCAUCAUCCACAUGCAGUGCCUUAAAGAAAAGUGGUCUGUGAAAGCACAGAAUGGGCUCAUGGGGUUCAUCGAGAAAACCCAACAUGGAGGAAGGAUAACUCUUCCUGCAGAUUCUGCCGAGUCACGAAUUUAAAUAACCGUCCUUCUAAACAACUAGGAAAAAUCAUAUGCCUGAGAUCUGAGCGCAUUUCUCUGUAAUGCAGUUGCUCUUCAUUACCCUUUUUGUUUAAAGAAUACAGACCUGAGAAGUAAAGACAUUUCAACCUCAUCCUUGCAAAGAAAGUAGGUCAAAAAUGUACAGAAGACAUUAACAGUUACCCAGCAUGCAGCUCUGGCUAAGAGACAGGAGGUUUUGUGUGUGUGUAUGUGUAUCUCUAUGUGUAUACAGAGACUGUAUACAGAAUGUGUGUAUGUGUGCAUGCGAGCGUGGAGCUCUCCUUUGGAAAAACGGGACUUGCAUUUCAAAGGGCAGCAAUACUAACUGAGGUUUCCCAGAUUGGGAGUGGACUCUGUAUAUGGAUGCAUGACUCUAAACUUGCUUCUGAGGCGACCUGCAUUAAGAUCUUCUUUUUAUGUUUGCUGGGACAGUUAUCAUUUGACAUUGACAUGAAUGUUGUUUUGUGUUAUAGACUUUAUUUGGGAUUUGGUAUUUUUUAUUAUCUGGGGGUGGAUUCUUAGCAAAAUCAGAUGGCAAGUGUGUUUGAUAUCAAGAGUGUCUACUUUCUAGCAGUGAAAGGUGUUUUUCAUCUGUAAAACCCUGUAAUAUGUACAUUGAUUGAAAGUGGAAUUGUUCUGCAAAAAGCCAAUACAUUUGACAGCUUUGCAAGCCUAGUGUGAUAUUGUUUCUCAAAGCAGCCAUACUGACUCUGAAUACUGCAGUACAAAUGCACCCUUUGCCUUGCUGGCCACCAGAGCAAUGUUUCCUUCCUCUGCCUGUAUCAGCUGAGACUGACCAGAUUCAUAUGUAGGCUUAGACCACUUCAGAGACAGGAUUGGGUUUUCCUUCAGAUUUAAGAGCUGAAUGGUUGUAGGACCAGCUCCAUCAUAUUUAUUCUAGUAACAUGCCUCUAGUCAUUUUGUUCAUGAUUUUCCCUGUUGUCUGAUAAAGGUUGUCUUGAUGGAAACCUUUCCACUGCAGAAGUCCUUCAGAACAUAAGUAUUGUCCUGGCUGUCCAAACAGAGAUGAACUGGCUAGCCAGAUAAAUCUGGAGCCAUGUAUUCACUUCUUCCCUUUGCCAGCCCAGUCCAGGCUUCCUUGCCUCCAGCUCUCUCCCUGUUCUGCUUCUGGCUUUGUUGUUCGAUGUGCUCCUGUACGCCCUCGAAGUGCAAUAUAUUCUCCCAGAUGUGAGCUUGCCAGUCUCACUGACUGGAAUGAGAUGUGUGCACACAACUGUGGGCAAAGCAUGGCCCCAAGGCUGCACACAACAGUAGAGUAUAUAUGUUAUACAUACCUCAGAACGGCCUUCAGAUAUCUUGUCCCUCCCUCACCCUCAAAUUCUGUUCUUGGCUGUAUCUGCCUUGCUGUGUUCUGGGCAGAGCUGUGAGCUAGUUCAGACUACACUUUGUCAGGAAACCAAGAAUGAUGGUUGUCUGUAAAAAAUAGCCUCUGGGAUUCAAAAUCCUAUAUUCAUUUAUCAGCUCCACCCUUCAUUGGUACUGUAUAUUGACUGGCAAAACACACUGUUCUAUUAUUCCUGUUGCCAGGGCAGCACCUUUCAGACCACA
Molecule: messenger RNA, 3423 nt
Organism: Falco peregrinus (peregrine falcon)
Lineage: Eukaryota; Metazoa; Chordata; Aves; Falconiformes; Falconidae
Gene: RASD2
Product: RASD family member 2
Exons: 3
Coding region: 872-1672 (266 amino acids)
Molecular function (GO): GTPase activity; GTP binding
Source: RefSeq, a predicted model, not a curated record